Messenger RNA from Phyllostomus discolor (pale spear-nosed bat), 1488 nucleotides. RefSeq names its product transmembrane protein 106C (gene TMEM106C). NCBI's taxonomy places the organism in Eukaryota, Metazoa, Chordata, Mammalia, Chiroptera, Phyllostomidae. The record is from RefSeq and is a predicted model, not a curated record. The coding region runs from base 142 to 891 and encodes 249 amino acids. The transcript is spliced from 8 exons.
AGAGGCAGGUAAACGCGCUGACGCGGGGAGGUGGCGGCCAGACAGCAGCUGCUGGGGGCUCGCACCUUGCAAGUCCAGGGACUCCGGCUUUCGCUCCGCCCUGAGCGAGUCUGGACAUGACACAGGUGGCACAUCUCCGCCAUGGGGUCCCAGCAUUCCGCCUUCACUCUCCCUUUCUCCUACAAGCGAAAGAAAGAUGACAGAGAGGAUACGCUGGAUGCACGGGAGCAGGAAGAAGCCAUUGCCCAGUUCCCGUAUGUGGAGUUCACUGGGCGGGACAGCAUCACCUGUCUCACGUGCCAAGGGACAGGCUACAUUCCAACAGAGCAAGUGAAUGAGCUGGUGGCUUUGAUCCCUCACAGUGAUCAGAGAUUGCGCCCUCAGAGAACCAAACAGUAUGUCCUCCUGUCUGUCCUGCUCUGUCUCCUGGCAUUUGGUUUGGUGGCUUUCUUCCUGUUUCCUCAUUCAGUCCUUGUGGAUGAUGAUGGCAUCAGAGUGAUGAAAGUCACAUUUAAUAAUCAGGACUCCCUUGUAAUCCUCGCCAUCAAGGCCACCCUCAAAAUCAGGAACUCCAACUUCUACUCCGUGGCAGUGACCAGCCUGUCCAGCCAAGUUCAGUACAUGAAUACAGUCGUUGGGUCACAUGUGACAACCAACACUUCCCUCAUUCCACCUCGGAGCGAGCAAUUGGUCAAUUUUACUGUGCAGGCGGAGAUGGGAGGCCCGUUUUCCUAUGUGUACUUCUUCUGCACGUUACCUGAAGUCCAGGUGCACAACAUAGUGAUCUUCAUGAGAACUUCAGUGAAGAUUUCAUACAUUGGCCACAUGACUGAGAGCUCCUUGGAGACGCAUCACUAUGUGGACUGUGGAAAAAAUUCCUCAGCUGUUUAGAAACUGCUUUUGGUUCUUCCGUGGCAGCACCUGUCAAAAGAGAAACAGCAUCUGCUUCCAGGGCCCGUACCUGCCCCAGGUGGUGGAGGUAGAGGAGGAACCAGUUCUGUUAGUCCCCAGCACACACCCUCCUGCCACUUGGGAGGAAAACUCAACUCCCUGGCACCACUGAUGUUUCUCAUCAACCAGCAGAUCCACUGCCCAGCACCCAGUCUAUGCCCAGCAAAUAGUAGACACUCACGGCUCGAAGAACUUAAUUCAGAUCUUCUCAGCUGUUCCUGGAGCAUUAUGAAUUGGAAGCCUGCCUUGGGACUAGGUUAUAAACUGUGUUGGCACGGAGCCGGGACUGUCAUUGCAGCUGCACAGCCAUGUUCGGGACCAUGGCUGCCCCGGCAGGGCCGCGGGGGCGGGGUGUUGGAAUGCAUAGAGAGCACAGACCACGCAGUGUGUAAAAUCGUUUCGUCUCCCAAAUGCUUAGUAACUGUUUUUUUAAGAAGCAGAACUUUUUUUUCCUUGUAGAAAGUUCUAAUUGUUUUUACUAAGAGUCUAUGUGGGGCUUGCUUUACCCUUCAUCCACUGGCUGGAACAUGGAUUGGG